AGUUAGAAUGAUACACAUCCGUAUUUUCCUUGACGGACGCUCCAUUACUGUAACUUUAACGCCGAUUUUAUUCAAGGUCGACCAAACAACAAAUUAAACGUUGGAAUUGAGAACACGUGGAGAAAUGAAAUCAGAAUGUAGCUUACAUCCAUUCUCCAUAUGGAUGUAAUAAUUAACAGGAUCAAAGUCGGAAUGCUUAAAUGGACUAACGCAGUGUUCAAAUUUAAUCAAGGAGCUGAAUUGAUCUCGGAUCUCCCAAAGCUAGACAAAGAAAUAGUAAACAACAACCUCCAGACAGAUGGUACAAUGCAUGGCCUUCAUUCAUCAUCACCUAAUCCUCCGACCAUCACUACAGAUACAAGCGUGUCUGAUGAAUCUGUCAGGAACAGUUUUGCCUACCAACCAUCAGAAGAAAGAGUUAUUAGAAACAGUCAGACUUGCACAGAAACUCUUUUAACAUUCAGAAGGAGGCGACAACCUGAUGAUACAAUACAAGUACUAAGCUGUUUGUACGCCAAGCUUUUGGUAAUGGUUACUUUAGUAUUGGUGCUUACAGAAGUUUUGGACAAUGAUGUAAACUUACAUUUUUUUCACGGCUAUAUUUUCACCUACUUGUUAGGCGGUGCUGUGAUCUGCUUAUUGUAUAUAUACAUCGCCAUGAUGUUAAACAAACAUCCUGGGUUGACUGGUUCUGCCUCAUCAGCUAUAGAGGGCACUGUUGACCCUGAGACGAUUGUAAUGAGACGGAGGAUUUCCUAUUAUUCAUCAGAUAUAAGUAUUUAUCUACGAGUAGGGUCCUUAGUAUUUGGUUUUGGAACCCUCAUUUUACUUGGUUUGGAAAUCACCACUCAUUUUACUCAGGAUGCUUCUUGUGUAGACAAGCUCAGCAUGACUCAACCAAUUCUCCAGGCUCUUUUUACCCUUCUACAAAUGGUGUUCCUCUUUCUCAAUGCACAG
Messenger RNA from Limulus polyphemus (Atlantic horseshoe crab), 957 nucleotides. RefSeq lists its product as uncharacterized. The transcript has 6 exons. Gene Ontology annotation, cellular component: membrane. The record is from RefSeq and is a predicted model, not a curated record. Gene Ontology annotation, biological process: proton transmembrane transport. Lineage: Eukaryota; Metazoa; Arthropoda; Merostomata; Xiphosura; Limulidae. Gene Ontology annotation, molecular function: proton channel activity. The annotation marks the transcript as partial.